Thyridium curvatum is the source of this 633-nucleotide messenger RNA. RefSeq lists its product as uncharacterized. The transcript is spliced from 4 exons. The record is from RefSeq and is a predicted model, not a curated record. Bases 1 to 633 code for a protein of 210 amino acids. NCBI's taxonomy places the organism in Eukaryota, Fungi, Ascomycota, Sordariomycetes, Thyridiales, Thyridiaceae.
AUGGACGGCACAGUGGGGUCACCUAGCCCGGCCGGCGCCGUCCGACCCCUUGCCCGGCGGGCCAUCUCCACGGCCCUUAUUCACUGGUUCUCUCCGCGGAGCACCUGCGAUCCGGACCCUGCUCACGAGGACGUCAACCUCUGCGAGAAGCCGGUGGGCAAUUCAUACAUUACACUGGCAGUCUGUACCAGCCUCGCUGGCACGAUUGCAGGGACCACAAUUAUCAUGCUCCUGUGGCUACACUUCCGCCGUAUGGCCCGAGACCGGCGUGAAUAUGACCCGUUCGAGCUGGCCGACUAUGGCAUCGAGGAGGAGGAUCUUUCGGCGGAGAAGCGGCUGAUGAAGAAGAGAGCAUCCCUCGGAACAAAGGCAUUCCACAUACACAGACUCGCUACACGAGUCGGUGCACUCGUUCGAAAGGCCACUACGACCCGGCAUCGAUCCUCUCGCGUCGCCCUAUGCCGAGGACAACCCUGGAUAUAUACGAGAAGGCCUGUCGCCGGAGCCGCUCAUCGCGAGAAAUCUGACGAGUUCUCCACAGCCGAUGAUGGCAGAGUCGCCACUGGCGAGGCUCGAGCUGCCAUCGCAAAAGAGGAAGCCAGUCCCGAUAUCCAAUCACGAGCCAAGAAUUGA